CUGAUGGUGUUUCUCCAGUUUGAAGGGAAAAAUGUAGAUGGUAUGUCGUUUUUGUCUGGAUGAUGCGGAUGACAUGCAUCUGCUCUUAGACAAUGCGUACUACAUGUCAUUCACGUCACUUACAUAUACAGUUCAGAAACCAUACAAAUAAUCUCUGGGGUCGGAACUGAAGUUCUGUCUAUUACUCGUCAUGAUCUGUGAACUUGAUGGAGCUUAUCCUUCCAGUUAUGAUGAUCUUUAAGAAGGGUAUUCUCUCACACAAAUUAUGUCUAUAGUGAGAAACAAAUAACUGGAAACAUACCUCACCAUGGCAAUUAACAGUCACAGAUUCACAGUUUUGCAGCAGAAGCUUCCAAACAAAAUCCACCAACCAAUUUUGAUUUCUUUUUAAGAGAUAAGAUAAAAUGAACUCAGUGCUUUUGUUUCUAGUUCAUUCUCUAUCACUAGAUCCUUCAAUUCAACCAUGGGAGAAAUUGAUCCAGCCUUCAUCCAACCCAAUGAAAAUAGACCUAAACUCAAAGUUUCUGAAGCAGACAGAAUCCCAUUAAUCAAUCUCUCUAGUGACACUGAAGAACUUGUCUUGGAAAUAGGCCAAGGAUGUAAGAACUGGGGUUUUUUUCAAGUUAUUAAUCAUGGGGUGCCCUUGGAAUUGAUUAGAAGAAUGGAAAAGGUAGCAAAAGAAUUCUUUGAUCAGUCAAUAGAGGAGAAGAAGCUGGUGAAGAGAGAUGAAGUGAAUCCUCUGGGAUAUCAUGACAGUGAGCAUACAAAGAAUGUAAGAGACUGGAAGGAAGUGUUUGAUUUUAUGGUGGAAGAUCCAACUUUCAUCCCAGCAUCCCAUGAGCCUGGUGAUGAGGAGAUCAGGAUGUUAACUAACCAGUGGCCUCAAAAGCCUCCAGAAUUUAGGGAGGUAUGUCAAGAGUAUGCGCGUGAGGUGGAAAAUCUAGCUUACAAGUUGUUGGAACUUGUCUCCCUCAGCUUAGGCUUGCAGGCUGAUCGAAUCCAUGGCUAUUUUAAAGACCAAACCAGCUUUCUGCGGCUUAAUCACUAUCCUGCUUGCCCUUUCCCUGAGCUAGCUCUAGGUGUUGGUCGACACAAGGAUGCUGGUGCCUUAACUGUGCUUGCUCAGGACGAUGUUGGUGGACUUCAAGUGAAGAGGAAAUCAGAUGGAGAGUGGAUUCCAGUUAAACCAGUCCCAGAUGCCUUUAUCAUUAAUGUUGGUGAUGCCAUUCAGGUAUGGAGUAAUGAUAGGUAUGAGAGUGUAGAGCACAGGGUGGUGGUGAACUCUGAGAAGGAAAGGUUUUCGAUUCCAUUCUUCUUCUUUCCUGCCCACCAUGUCAUGAUAAAGCCCUUGGAAGAGCUAGUAAAUGAACAACACCCUGCCAGAUACAGGGAAUACAACUGGGGCAAGUUUUAUGCUACUAAAUCGCAGGAUUACAAGAAGCUGAUGUGGAAAACAUACAGAUCAUCAUUUUAGGA
This is a messenger RNA of Pistacia vera, 1476 nucleotides long. RefSeq names its product protein DMR6-LIKE OXYGENASE 2-like. Bases 464 to 1474 code for a protein of 336 amino acids. Gene Ontology annotation, molecular function: dioxygenase activity. The transcript is spliced from 4 exons. The record is from RefSeq and is a predicted model, not a curated record. Lineage: Eukaryota; Viridiplantae; Streptophyta; Magnoliopsida; Sapindales; Anacardiaceae.